Molecule: messenger RNA, 1623 nt
Organism: Lucilia sericata (common green bottle fly)
Lineage: Eukaryota; Metazoa; Arthropoda; Insecta; Diptera; Calliphoridae
Product: probable cytochrome P450 4d14
Exons: 5
Coding region: 25-1551 (508 amino acids)
Molecular function (GO): oxidoreductase activity, acting on paired donors, with incorporation or reduction of molecular oxygen; monooxygenase activity; heme binding
Source: RefSeq, a predicted model, not a curated record
CGCGUAAAAUAAAACGGACACGAUAUGUUUUGGGAAUUAUUAAUAGGUUUUAUUACCUUUCUAUUAGUCUUGGACUAUUUUAAUAAAAAACAUCGUGAAGAAUUAUUUAAAAAAGCGGGCAUUAAAGGUCCCAAACCACUGCCGCUAUUGGGUAAUGCCCUAUUAGCCAUAGGCAAUAGUACAUCACAGGUUUUUGAAUUCUUAAGGGCCUUAGGCGAGGAAUAUGGCAAAGUAGCACGUUUGUGGGUUUUCGGUGAAUGUGUGAUAAUAAUACGAGAUGCGAAAUAUUUUGAAAGUGUACUCAGCAGCCAGCAAGUCAUUAAGAAAGACGCCUUAUAUGAUCUUUUAAAAUGUUGGCUGGGCGAUGGUUUACUCAUAAGCUCAGGCUCCAAAUGGCAUGCUCGCCGUAAGAUCAUAACACCCACUUAUCAUUUCAAAAUUUUGGAACAAUUUGUAGAAGUAUUCGAUCAACAAAGUUUUAUUAUGGUAGAAAGAUUAAAAGACAAGGCCGAUGGUAAAACCCCUCUAAAUAUGUUUCCCAUAGUGUGUUUGACGGCUUUGGAUAUUAUAGCCGAAACUGCCAUGGGUGUUAAGAUUAAUGCUCAAGAGAAUCCCAACUUCCCCUAUGCUAAAGCAGUGACAGAUGCUGCCGAUAUUAUAGCUACACGCUUUAUGAAACCCGCUCAACGUUUUGAGUUCCUGUUUAGACUCUUCGAAUAUAGAAGUUAUCGUAAAAUGAAACAAAGUAUUGAAAUUAUGCAUAAUUUUACUGAUAAAGUUAUUAGAGAGAGGCGCGAAGCUUUGGAGAAAUCAAUUAAGGAUGGUACCUUUGUGGCCAUGACCAAUACCACCGAUGACAUGGGCGUUAAGAAACGUAUGGCUUUCCUAGAUGUACUCCUACAAUCCACUGUAGCCGGUAAGCCUCUAACCAAUGAAGAUAUACGUGAAGAAGUCGAUACCUUUAUGUUUGAAGGUCAUGAUACCACUACUAGUGGUAUAUCGCAUACUUUAUACCUUUUGGCACGCCAUCCAGAGGUGCAACAAAAAGUCUUUGAAGAAAUUCUACAGGUUAUAGGAAGCGAUAAAGAUAAACCUGUGACCAUGAGAGAAUUACAAGAUUUGAAAUAUUUGGAUGUGGUAAUCAAGGAAAGUUUACGUUUAUAUCCACCAGUACCCAUGAUAGGGCGUAUUACAGAGCAAGAAGUGGAAAUGGAUGGCAAAAUCAUACCCGCUAAUGUUAAUAUUAGUUUGCUUAUUUAUGCCGCCUGCCGAGAUCCCGAUUAUUUUGCUAAACCUAAUGAUUUUAUACCGGAACGUUUUAUGUCCAAUGCUUUGGAUCAUGUUAAUCCCUUUGCCUAUGUACCCUUCUCGGCUGGUCCACGCAAUUGUAUUGGACAAAAGUUUGCCGUGUUAGAAAUGAAAAGUACUAUUAGUAAAAUGAUUAGACAUUUUGAAUUGUUGCCUUUGGGUGAAGAAGUGGUGCCGGUAAUGAAUUUGAUUUUGCGCUCAGCCACGGGUAUUAAUUUGGGUUUGAAACCUAAAGUUUAUUAAGGGAGCGUAGAUUUCUCUUAAGUUUUAGUAUUAUUGUGUAUUUUUAUAAUAAAAUAUUUUAAUUUAAUAAAA